This is a messenger RNA of Vigna angularis (adzuki bean), 3669 nucleotides long. Its product is annotated as probable leucine-rich repeat receptor-like protein kinase At1g35710. Gene Ontology annotation, molecular function: ATP binding; protein kinase activity; protein binding. Lineage: Eukaryota; Viridiplantae; Streptophyta; Magnoliopsida; Fabales; Fabaceae. Gene Ontology annotation, biological process: protein phosphorylation. The record is from RefSeq and is a predicted model, not a curated record.
CUGAAAAAUUUUCGAUAGUUAACUCCUUGAACUCAUAUGAACCUAUGAAGGUGAAGCAUCUUCUCCAAUUUUCCAAACCUCCGGGUUCUUCCAGACAAUCAGUGAUUGAAGAAUUGACCCAUUUACAGAAGCCAUGGUGUUCUUAUUUCCAACGCUUGAAUCCAUGAAACUCCUGUCAUUAUGUCUGCCUAUGGUCACUUCUCUUCAUGCAGCAUUGUCUUCCUCACUCUCACUUCAACACACAGAAGCAAAAGCUUUGUUGAAGUGGAAAGCUAGCCUUGACAGCCCAAGUCAAACAUUACUAUCUUCAUGGGAUGGCAAUAGUUCAUGCAGUUGGCUUGGAAUUGCUUGUGACCACUCAGGAUCAGUCUCCAACAUAAAUCUUACAAACAUUGGAUUAAGUGGUACGCUUCAAACUCUCAAUUUUUCAUCAUUUCCAAACAUCCUCACUCUUGAUACCAGUCUUAACUCCUUCACUGGAAGUAUUCCUCCUCAAAUUGGGGAAUUGUCCAAACUCACUCAUCUUGAUUUAAGUCACAAUCAUCUCACUGGACCAAUUCCUUCUGAAAUAACUCAGUUGGUCAGUCUUCAAAUUUUACAUCUGGAAAAGAACAUUUUCAAUGGCUCUAUUCCUGAAGAAAUAGGUGAAUUAAGGAAUUUGAGAGAGAUUACUUUUAAAUUUGCCAAUUUCACGGGGACAAUCCCAAAGUCUAUUGGAAAACUGCCAUUCUUGUCAAAGCUUUGUGCUUGGAAUUGUGGUCUCACAGGGUCUAUUCCAAACUCUAUAGGAAAUUUGAGCAGCCUGCUAUUUCUAGAUUUUACGCUGAACAACCUUUACGGAAAUAUUCCUAAUGAAAUUUGGAAUUUGACAAACUUAAAGACUUUGCGGCUAGGAUAUAAUAGCUUACAUAGUUCUAUUCCUAGAGAAAUAUGUACGCUGCAGCAGCUGGAGGCUCUAGAUAUGAAAGCAAACAAUUUAUUUGGCAACAUUCCUGUGGAAAUUGGGAAAUUGGUGAACUUGACCACGUUAUGGCUUUCAAGCAAUAACCUUUCGGGUUCUGUUCCCCGAGAAAUUGGAACGAUGACAAAUUUGUUUCAACUUGAUUUGUCCAAUAACUCUUUAUCAGGUACAAUCCCCCCUACAAUUGGAAAUCUGAGCAAGUUAGGUUAUUUAUGCAUAAAUGACAACCAUCUCUCUGGUUCCAUUCCUAAUGAAGUCGGAAAACUCCAUUCUCUUCUGACAAUCCGAUUGUCAAAUAAUAAUCUCUCUGGACCAAUCCCAUCUUCCAUUGGUAACUUGUUCAAUUUAGACUCUAUUCAUCUUAUUAGAAACAAACUCUCCGGAAUAAUUCCUUCGACCAUUGGUAACUUGACAAAGCUCACCGCUCUUACUUUAUUCUCAAAUAAGCUUAGUGGACACAUCCCGGCAGAAAUAAAUAUGCUUAACAACCUGGAAACAUUGGAUUUAUGUGACAAUAAUUUCAUUGGUCAUUUGCCUCACAAUGUUUGCUAUAGUGGAAAGUUGCUAAAGUUUACUGCUGCCAGAAACCAUUUCACAGGUCCAGUACCCAAGAGUUUGAAGAAUUGCUCCAGCCUCAUAAGAGUUUCAGUUCAUGAAAAUCAUUUGACAGGAAAUCUAACAGAGGAUUUUGGUGUAUAUCCACACUUGGAUUACAUAUACCUGAGUGAAAAUAACUUUUAUGGCCAUCUUUCCCCAAAAUGGGGGAAAUGCCGUAAUCUCAGAAGCCUCAAAAUCUCUAACAAUAAUUUAUCAGGAAGCAUUCCACCAGAACUAAGUCAGGCAACCAAUUUACAUAUAAUUCAACUGUCUUCAAAUCACCUCACAGGAGACAUUCCUGAACAUUUAGGUAAUUUGACCUACCUGUUCGAACUUUCUCUCCAUAGUAAUAAUCUCUCAGGGAAUCUUCCUAUAAAAAUAGCAUCAUUGCAAGAUCUUGAAACCUUAGAGCUCGGAGCAAAUAGUUUUUCUGGUUUAAUUCCAAAUCAACUUGGUAAUUUGGUCAAGUUAUUACAUUUGAAUUUGAGCCAAAAUAGAUUUACUGAAAAUAUUCCAUUGGAGUUUGGUAAAUUAAAAUAUCUUCAAAGUCUUGAUCUUAGCAUGAACAUUUUGAGUGGAAAAAUACCAUCAAAGUUGGGAGAGCUUAAAAGCUUAGAAAUAUUAAAUAUCUCACAUAAUCAUCUUUCAGGUGAUCUCUCCAGCUUUGAUGAGAUGAUAAGCUUGAUAUCUGUUGAUAUAUCAUACAACCAAUUACAGGGUCCACUUCCCAACAUUUCAGCCUUCAAUAUGGCUACAAUUGAAGCAUUGAGAAAUAAUAAAGGCUUGUGUGGUAAUGUCUCAGGCUUGGAACCAUGCUCAACAUCACGAAACAAAUCUCAAAACAGAGUCAUAUUGGUAGUUUUACCCAUUGGUUUGGGAACAUUCAUGCUAACAUUGUUUAUCUUUGGAGUCUCAUAUCAUCUUUGUCGAAAGUCAAAGACAAAAGAACAUCCGAUUGCAGAAUCAUCAGUUCAAAAUCCUUUUGCGAUAUGGAGUAUUGAUGGAAAGAUGGUGUAUGAGAACAUAAUCGAAGCCACAGAAGAGUUUGACCAUAAACAUCUCAUUGGAGUUGGAGGACAAGGAAGCGUUUUCAAAGCUGAAUUGCAAACAGGUCAAGUUGUUGCUGUUAAGAAACUCCAUUCAGUACAAAAUGGAGAAAGUUCAAAUGAUAAAGCUUUCUCAAGUGAAAUUCAAGCUUUGACAGAAAUUCGACACCGUAACAUUGUGAGGUUAUAUGGGUAUUGUUCUCAUUCUCGAUUCUCAUUUUUGGUGUAUGAGUUCUUAGAAAGGGGAAGCAUAGAUAAUAAUUUAAAAAACAAUGAAGAGGCAAUUGCAUUUAAUUGGAAAAGAAGGAUUGAUGCCAUUAAAGGUGUAGCAAAUGCUUUAUGCUAUAUGCAUCAUGAUUGUUCACCUCCAAUUGUUCAUCGGGAUAUAUCAAGCAAGAAUGUUAUUUUGAAUUCGGAGUAUGUGGCUCAUGUCUCAGAUUUUGGAACUGCCAAGCUUCUUAAUACUAAUUCAACCAAUUGGACAUCAUUUGUGGGAACUUUUGGAUAUGCUGCUCCAGAACUUGCAUACAAGAUGGAAGUGAAUGAAAAAUGUGAUGUCUACAGCUUUGGGGUAUUAGCACUGGAAAUACUUUUUGGAGAGCACCCUGGAGAAUUUAUAAAUUCAUUGUUGAUAUCUUCAUCCAAUGUCAUGAAUUCAACACUUAAUAUUUCUUCAUUUCUAGGUAAGUUAGAUGAACGUCUCCCAUAUCCUGCAAAUAUAGCUAAAGAAAUAGCUUUGAUUGUAAGGAUAGUGAAUGCAUGCUUGAGUGAAAGCCCUAGUUCUCGUCCUACCAUGAAGCAAGUGGUCAACUACUCUUCAAUGUAGAAAUCAUGAAUGAAUUAAUUCCGAGGUGUCAUGAAGAAAGUUGAAAGGUUGAAUUUACUGAAAGUGUACUGCAUUUUAGUUUAAUUCUAAUCUUAAUGUUUCGAGUCAGUUCUUCUCUUUUGUAUUCAAGUUUGGUUUGGUCUUGUGCUGUUUAAUGGUGUACUUUGUUCAGUGUUGUGGGUUUGUUCAAACAAAUUGUUCCCUUUUUAUAAAUAACUUGGUUUGACAAAAGCUUAUAA